Lactuca virosa is the source of this 2969-nucleotide messenger RNA. The record is from the annotation of a GenBank genome assembly. Lineage: Eukaryota; Viridiplantae; Streptophyta; Magnoliopsida; Asterales; Asteraceae.
AUGGGUUCACCUGAACAUGUAAAAGCUUCUGUGAAAAGGGAUGUAGAAGAUAGUUCAGGUUCUAGGAGUGAUAGGGCCCGAGACCAUGAAACAAAUGAAGCAGAUGAGAGGAGAAAACGAAGGUCAGGAAAGUCAAAACAAUCAGGGAGUGGAGAGGAACCUGAAGGAUUAGAAAAUAGUGGAAGAAAAAGAAGUGGUGAGGAGAAAAGCGAAAGUCGUAAAAGGCCAGGUGGCAGCAGCAGCAAGACAGUUAGUGAGGAAGAUGAAUAUGAGUCAAGAUCUAAACAGAUGAAAAAGAAACAAGAAGAGAGUGCUUUAGAGUCAUUAAGCAACUGGUAUCAAGAUGGUGAAGGAGAAAGUAGACAUGAUGGUAUUGGUGGAGAAAGAAGUGAGAGAAGAAAGUCAACUUCAAAGGGUAAAGAUGAAAGAUUGCAUGAUGGAGAUCUUGAAAAGCUUCAAGAAAAAGAUUUAAAGAAUUCCCAGAAAAAGGAAGUUAGCCGAGAAAAGGGUCAAAGAAAAAGAUGGGAUGAUGCUAAUAUUGUAAGCAAUGUGGAUGAAAGUAGUGAGAGUAGAACCAGGGGUAUAGAUGGAAAUAGUGAUAAAGCUGUUAAACACCCUGAAAAGGGUAAGAGCAAGGAAGAUAUUGAAGAAGACAAUCAGGAAAAUCCGUCAAGUCAUGAAGAUAAGGAUAAAGUUGAUGAUGAAGAUGGCAGGGGUAAAAAGGACAUUGACCGUGGUACCAGGCGUCAUCAUGAAAGAGAAGAAUACAAGGAGAAAGAGGAAAGAUCAAAAGGGAGAGAUGAUAACUGGAAAAGAAGGCAAGAAAAAGACGGUGAUGCCCCUUAUGACUACACCCGGGAUUGGGAGUCACCAUCGCAAAGACGUGGUGGUGGUGGUGGGCGUGAUCGGGUCGACCCGGAAAGACAUACGGGUCGUCCAGGUGGCGGCAGGAAAGAUGGAAACAGAACAGAUGCUGUGAAAACCUCAUCAAAUUAUGGUAUUUCAAAAGAUAAUUAUGAUGUCAUCGAGAUUGAAACUAAGCCUUUUAAUCAUACAAGAGAAGAUUCUAAUCCAAUAAAAACAAACGAUGAGUUUGAUCAAUCUAAUGAAGAUGGUCAACAAGUCAACACGAAUGUUUCUCAAGGUUCAUUCAACAGAAACAUUUCUGUUAAAGUUAACAGAAUGGGAAGAGGUGGAGGAGGCGGUGGUGGAGGUGGGAGAGUUAUUCGUCCUAUAGGGAGAGAUGGUCAACAAGUCAACUUACAAGUCCCGAUGAUGGGGUCACCUUUCGGACCACUCGGAAUGCCGCCACCUGGUGGUUUACAACCGCUUACCCCCACCAUGUCUCCGGGCCCGGGUCCUAUGUCCCCAGCGGUCUUCCUCCCCCCAUUUUCACCUCCCGUCGUCUGGCCCGGAGUGCCACCUGGCGGGCCGGCGGGACCCAGAUUCCUGCCAAAUAUUGCAACCCCGAAUAAUCCCAUGUUUUUCAACCAACCAAGAGGAAUCCCUCCAAACAUACCGGGUACUAAUUUCAACCCGCUUGGACCCAUGGGUCGUGGACUACAAGAUAAAGGGCCAGGUGGCGGUGGUUGGGUCCCACCUAGAAACAAUGGACCCUUAGGUAAAGCCCCAUCUAGAGGGGAACAAAAUGAUUAUUCACAAAAUUUUGUGGACACGGGUAUGCGACCCCAGAAUUUUAUUAGAGAAUUAGAGCUCACUAGUGUUGUGGAAGAUUACCCAAAGCUUCGUGAGCUUAUACAAAAGAAAGAUGAAAUUGUGGCAAAUUCCGCUUCUGCCCCUAUGUAUUACAAGUGUGAUUUACACGAGCAAGUUUUGUCCCCGGAGUUUUUUGGGACUAAAUUUGAUGUUAUACUCGUGGACCCACCUUGGGAGGAAUACGUUCAUCGAGCUCCUGGUGUUACUGAUCAUAUGGAGUAUUGGACUUUUGAGGAAAUUAUGAAUCUCAAGAUCGAGGUAAUAGCUGACACGCCAUCUUUUGUGUUUCUCUGGGUUGGUGAUGGAGUCGGCCUUGAGCAGGGUCGGCAAUGUCUAAAGAAGUGGGGGUUUCGUAGGUGUGAAGAUAUAUGCUGGGUGAAAACGAACAAAACCACUGCAACACCUGGAUUGCGCCAUGAUUCACAUACUUUGUUUCAACGCUCAAAGGAGCAUUGCUUGAUGGGCAUAAAAGGAACUGUACGUCGCAGCACAGACGGCCAUAUAAUCCAUGCCAACAUUGAUACUGAUGUAAUUAUCGCUGAGGAGCCUCCAUAUGGUUCUACUGCAAAACCUGAAGAUAUGUACCGAAUUAUCGAGCAUUUUUCACUUGGUCGCCGAAGGCUUGAGCUUUUUGGUGAAGACCACAAUAUUCGCUCUGGCUGGUUGACUGUUGGUAAAGAUUUAUCCUCUUCAAAUUUCAAUUCCGAGGGGUAUGUCCGUAAUUUUGCGGAUAAGGAUGGGAAGGUGUGGCAAGGAGGAGGAGGGAGAAACCCACCACCGGAGGCGGGUCAUCUGGUGCUGACGACACCGGACAUUGAAGCUCUCCGGCCAAAGUCUCCGAUGAAAAACCAGCUUCAAAUGCAACAGCAGCAGCAACAACAACAGUCUAAUUCUAUAUCCCUGACACCUGGCACUUCCGGCAAGAGGCCAACCGGAAACUCACCGGUCAACCAUGGUGGACCGGGGAUGAUGAACCAGGAAGCGUCCGGGUCUAAUAUGUCUGGUCCGGUAGGUCCGUGGGGCCCACCUCCGAUGGGUCCCGAUGAGAGGUUUUUUGAGAAUAUGUAUGGGUAUAAUGGUCCUUUUGGACCCAUGGGUGGUGGUUCUGGUGCUGGUGCUGGUGCUGGUGCUGGUGGAGAGUAUAUGGAUUUUGAAACUCAUGGAGCCAUGAACAAUAUGUUGUAGCUACUUUAAACAAUUCAUAAAUUGUUUUUUUUGAUAAAAUGUAUGGGUAUAAUUGUCUUUUUUAUUCA